Molecule: messenger RNA, 1696 nt
Organism: Solea solea (common sole)
Lineage: Eukaryota; Metazoa; Chordata; Actinopteri; Pleuronectiformes; Soleidae
Gene: eef1a1l3
Product: eukaryotic translation elongation factor 1 alpha 1, like 3
Exons: 7
Coding region: 110-1474 (454 amino acids)
Biological process (GO): translation; translational elongation
Molecular function (GO): translation elongation factor activity; GTP binding; GTPase activity
Source: RefSeq, a predicted model, not a curated record
CACAUCCAUUUGACAGAAGAAUUGGCGUGAAAAACCACAACUACUCUACACGGCUGUUUGAUCUCAGAAUAAUCGUGCAGUUUGUGAGCAAACCUGCUGCCUUCCAGCCAUGGGGAAAGAGAAGACUCACGUUAACGUGGCCAUUAUCGGCCACGUCGACAGCGGCAAGUCCACCACCACUGGACACCUCGUCUACAAGUGUGGCGGCAUCGAUCAGAGACGACUGGAGAAGUUUGAGAAAGCUGCUGCACAGAUGGGGAAGAGUUCCUUCAAAUUUGCCUGGGUGUUGGACAAGCUGAAAGCAGAGAGGGAGCGUGGAAUCACCAUUGACAUUUCACUGCUUAAGUUUAACACCCAAAAGUACAGCAUGACUAUAAUCGAUGCUCCCGGCCAUCGUGACUUCAUCAAAAACAUGAUAACAGGGACGUCUCAGGCUGACGUUGCCCUCCUGGUGGUCUCAGCAGCCAAGGGAGAGUAUGAGUCUGGUGUGUCCAGAAGUGGUCAGACCAGAGAGCACGCCCUGCUGGCCUACACGCUGGGCGUCAAGCAGAUCAUCGUCUGUGUGAACAAAAUGGAUCUGAGUGAACCGCCUUACAGUCAGAAACGUUUUGAAGAAGUGGCGCGAGGCGUGAGCGGCUUCCUCAGGAAGAUUGGCUACGACCCUGCGACUGUGCCCUUUGUUCCAGUCUCUGGUUGGACCGGGGAGAACAUGAUCACUGCGACCCAGAAGAUGCCUUGGUUCCAAGGAUGGAAAAUCAGACGGAGAGAAGGGAGUUCAAGUGGGAAAACUCUACUGGAAGUUCUGGACUCGAUUCAGCCACCUGUGCGCAUCAUUAACAAGCCUUUACGAUUACCUCUGCAGGAUGUCUACAAGAUUGGAGGUGUUGGGACUGUUCCAGUGGGCAAGAUUGAAACGGGUGUCCUCAAACCUGGAAUGACCCUGAUGUUCUCACCUGCCAAGCUCACGGCUGAGGUCAAGUCCAUUGAGAUGCACCACCAGGGGCUGCAGACGGCUCUUCCAGGACACAAUGUUGGCUUCAACAUUAAGAAUGUCUCCGUCAAGAACCUGCGGCGCGGAGACGUGGCCGGCAACGCACAGCAGGAUCCUCCGUCAGACGUCAGCAGCUUUGAAGCUCAGGUGAUUAUCCUGAACCAUCCAGGGAAGGUGAAAGCCGGCUACUCACCUGUGCUGGACUGCCACACUGCCCACGUCACCUGCCGCUUUGCCGAGCUGAAGGAGAAGAUUGACCGUCGCACAGGCAAGAAGCUGGAGGACCAGCCACAGGUGCUGGUGUCUGGAGAUGCUGCCACUGUCAAACUGGUUCCCAUCAAGCCCAUGUGUGUGGAGAGCUUCUUCACAUACCCUCCCUUAGGUCGCUUUGCAGCCAGAGACCUGAAACAAACGGUGGCUGUGGGCGUCAUCAAGUCGGUGGUGAAGGAGCAAGGCUCCAGACCACAGAAAGUGUGUAAAUAGGUGUAAUUUUUGUUUACCAGGAUUUUGGUAGAAGUGCUUUAAGUGUACAGUUAAUUUUAUUAAGACUGAAUCUUUGUGUUCUGACACAAAGUAUGCUUUUUGUGUUUUGAAGUGUACAGUAUUCCUGUGUUUAAAUCCAGAAAGAAGCUUUAAGAAUUGGAUGAUGUAUUUCUGUUUAAAAUGUGACAUCAGAAUUGAGAUGACAAAAUAAAAGGAAUUGUU